Molecule: messenger RNA, 1409 nt
Organism: Trifolium pratense (red clover)
Lineage: Eukaryota; Viridiplantae; Streptophyta; Magnoliopsida; Fabales; Fabaceae
Product: eyes absent homolog
Exons: 5
Coding region: 124-1182 (352 amino acids)
Biological process (GO): multicellular organism development; positive regulation of DNA repair; cell differentiation
Cellular component (GO): nucleus
Molecular function (GO): protein tyrosine phosphatase activity
Source: RefSeq, a predicted model, not a curated record
GUGAUACUCUUCUUCUUCUUCUUCUUCUUCUUCUUCUUUUUCUUCUUCUUCACAAUCACAUUCACAACGCAGUUUCAUCGUUCUUCUCUGCAACGGGCACUGUUAGGUUAGUUCCUUGAGUAAAUGCAUGCUGGAAUGGCUGCUGCAUCUGAGAUAACUAAGGAGGAAACACAAGUUUCUUCCAAUGACAACAUCCAUCCUAGGCUGGAUGUCUAUGUGUGGGACAUGGAUGAGACCCUUAUACUGCUUAACUCCUUGCUGAAAUCGUCAUAUGCGGAGGCUUUCAACGGUCUGAAGGAUGUGCAGAAAGGUGUUGAGCUCGGGAAGAUGUGGGAGAAUCUCAUUCUGAAAUUGUGCGAUGAUCAUUUCUUCUACGAACAAGUAAAAUUUGAUUUUUUUUUGUUCAAAUAUUUUCGAUGGUUUGUUUUUAGUUGUGGAGAGUUAGUUUGGGGUGGGGUUUCUGUGCUGCAGAUUGAAAAUUACAAUAAGCCAUUUCUUGAUGUUCUGUCCAAAUAUGAUGAUGGGAGGGACCUAUCUGAUUAUGACUUCAACCAAGAUGAAUUGGGCUCCCCACAUGACGAUGCCAACAAAAGAAAAAUUGCAUACAGGCAUCGAAUUAUAUCCCAAAAAUACUUGCAGGGUUUACAUAAUAUUUUAGAUCACGAGACAAUAAAAGUAUGGGAUGAUUUGUAUGAUAAAACUGAUGAAUAUACUGACAAAUGGCUUUCAUCAGCACGGACCUUUUUGAAGGAGUGUUCUGGUGAAAAUAAAGAUGCAGUUUCUUCCAUUGCUUAUGCUAACACAAGCACUGACUCAACUAAUUCAAAGCAUCAACAUGUAAAUGUCUUAGUGACAUCCGGAUCGUUGAUACCAUCUCUUGUAAAAUGCUUGCUCUUUCAUCUGGACAGCUUAAUAACACAUGAAAAUGUGUAUAGCUCUUGGGAUGUGGGGAAAGUUCAAUGUUUCCGAUGGAUCAAGGAGCGUUUCAACCAUCCCAACGUUCGCUUUUGUGUAAUUGGAGAUGGAUGGGAAGAGUGUGAAGCUGCCGAAAUCAUGAGAUGGCCAUUUGUUAAGAUUGACCCUCGGCCAGGAAAACCUCAUAGGUUCCCUGGUCUCACAUCCAAAACAGUUGGCCACUAUUUUUCUGUGGUGUACCCAGACAACGAGAAUGAUGAAGAAUGAUGACUCUUCAUGUUAUCUAAACCUCAUAGGUUCCCCGGCAGCAUGAUCAAUAUUGUGUUGCCAAGUGUAAAAAUUGAUGACAUGUGAUGGCUGUUAAAACUUUAGGUGUUAACUGCUCUUGUUGAGAUCAGUUUAAACUAUUUUUCUAUGACAUGAAUGGGUGAUCACAGAUUAAGAUGUAGAUGUUGACGUUGAAUGAAUGUAGAUCAUUUACCUCUUCUCAUGUA